Messenger RNA from Rana temporaria (common frog), 971 nucleotides. RefSeq names its product olfactory receptor 1019-like. The record is from RefSeq and is a predicted model, not a curated record. Bases 36 to 971 code for a protein of 311 amino acids. Gene Ontology annotation, biological process: G protein-coupled receptor signaling pathway. Lineage: Eukaryota; Metazoa; Chordata; Amphibia; Anura; Ranidae. The transcript has 2 exons. Gene Ontology annotation, molecular function: G protein-coupled receptor activity; olfactory receptor activity. Gene Ontology annotation, cellular component: membrane.
UUGCUUUAAGUUUGCAGAUACAAUCCAAACACAUAAUGGAUCAGAGGAACCAAACUAUCGUGACAUUUUUCAUCUUUCAAGGAAUUUCAGAUCUCCCUGAACUACAAACUCUAAUCUUCUUUCUGGUGUUGUUCAUUUAUCUAUUAUCCCUUGGUGUUAACUUGACCAUUUUUUUGCUGGUCUGUCUGGAUCAUCAACUUCACACACCAAUGUACUUCCUCUUGACCAAUCUGUCUGUCUUGGACAUGUUUUCCACCACUGUCACUCUUCAUAACAUUCUCAUUGGCUUUAUAAUAGGGGACAACACAAUUUCUUAUGGCGCUUGUCUUUCUGAAAUGUACAUUUAUGGAUUUUUGAUUUGUGAUGAGUUGCUGAUUCUUACAGCUAUGAGCUAUGAUCGCUACGUGGCUAUUUGUAACCCUUUGCAGUACCAUUUGGUUAUGAACCGCAAAGUAUGUAUUUUGUUGGGAAGUUGGCUUUUAGGCAUUUUAGAGGUUAUUCCUUAUAUAGUAAUAUUGGCAGGAUUCACAUGUUAUACGUCAAAUGUAAUAAAUCACUUUUUUUGUGAUCUUGUGCCACUUGUUAAACUUUCCUGCAGUGAUACCACUGCUAUGGAGAUAGUGUGCCUUGCAGAUGGAUUUGUGCUGAUUAGCUUUACCCCCUUUAUGUUAACAUUUAUCUCUUACAUUUUCAUUAUUUCUAGCAUACUUCGAAUAUCUUCUAAAAUUGGUAGAACGAAAGCUUUUUAUACAUGUUCUUCACAUCUAACUGUAGUCAUACUUCUUUAUUCAUCUCUUUUCUUCCAGUACUUAAAGCCAACUUCAUUGAAUACCACAAGAUCAAAUAAGUUUUUCUCCUUAUAUAACACAGCUGCACUUCCUCUCUUAAACCCUCUGAUCUACAGCUUUAAAAACAAAGAUGUGAAGUCAGCAAUGAUGCGAACUGCACACUGGUUUAAAGUUUGUAUGUGA